This is a messenger RNA of Habropoda laboriosa, 1499 nucleotides long. It is a transcript of the gene Mkp3, whose product is annotated as dual specificity protein phosphatase Mpk3. The record is from RefSeq and is a predicted model, not a curated record. The transcript is spliced from 4 exons. NCBI's taxonomy places the organism in Eukaryota, Metazoa, Arthropoda, Insecta, Hymenoptera, Apidae. Gene Ontology annotation, biological process: negative regulation of MAPK cascade; protein dephosphorylation. The coding region runs from base 233 to 1435 and encodes 400 amino acids. Gene Ontology annotation, molecular function: MAP kinase tyrosine/serine/threonine phosphatase activity; protein tyrosine/threonine phosphatase activity. Gene Ontology annotation, cellular component: cytoplasm; cytosol.
UGAUGAACAUGUAAGCAGAGUUGUUCCAUGAGUUAGAAUGAUGUCACACUGAGGAAUCAGUGAUGAAGCGUUGCUCCAAAGUGCCAUAGCAAGAAAAAGAUUCCUUUUCAUCCCUGUAAAAUGUGUUUCUUGGAACAUGAUGGGAAAUUAAAUGAGAUUGUAGGUGUGUUCUAAGAGGAGAAAAGUCAAAGGCCAAAGAAGCAUCAGGAAUUUCAGAAUUAAAGCUUGCAACAUGCCAGGUGGAAAUGUUAUGGAGGAGGAUCUAGUGGACCCAGAGUGGCUUUUCAGAGAACUCAGAUCCAUUGAUGGUCCGAACAAGCUGCUCAUCCUAGACUGCAGGUCACAUGCUGAUUUCUCUGAGGCUCAUAUAAGGGGCUCUGUUCCUUUAGCUAUACCUAGCAUCAUGUUGAGGCGGCUGGCAGCUGGUAAAGUUGAUUUACUGUCAACAAUAAGGUGCUUAGAUCUAAGAAACAGAGUGGAAGUGUUUCUGUGUGGCGAUGAGAGUAGUAGAGGGACAUUUGUAGUGAUUGGUGACUCUACAGACCCUGCGGGACAUCAGGGUGAAACAAUUCAAGUUUUAUGUCGAAGACUUAGAAGUAGUGGAGGAUGUGUAGCUAUUUUAAUGGAUGGUUUUAGAGCAUUCAGAGAUAGAUACCCUGAAUGGUGUGAAGGUAGUCAAGCAAAUGGUGAAGGUGCCCCUGGUCAGGACUCCAAUGAAGGUGAAUUAAUGGGUCUAAGAUCUCUCAGAAUAUCCACACCGCCAACUAGAUCAUAUUCUGACUCUGACAGUGAUAGCACAUGUGAUUCUGUAGGACCUGAGGAGGACAAAGACUUUCCAGUUCAAAUUCUGCCCCACUUGUACCUUGGAAACGCAGCGAACAGCGAGGACAGGGAGGCCCUGGCACGUCACAGGAUACAGUACAUCCUCAAUGUAACCCCAGAUUUGCCAAAUGUAUUUGAAAGCGCUGGUUCGAUAAAAUACAUGCAAAUACCCAUAAGCGAUCACUGGAGCCAGAACCUAGCUAGUUUCUUUCCACAAGCAAUUCAGUUUAUUGAGGAAGCUCGAAGCUCAGACAAGGGAGUGCUGGUCCACUGUCUGGCCGGAGUGUCCCGGUCCGUCACAAUCACCGUAGCCUACUUAAUGCACAAGUGUAGCCUCAGUCUGAACGACGCAUUCAACCUAGUUCGCAGCAAAAAAUCUAACGUUGCCCCGAACUUCCACUUUAUGGAGCAAUUGCACAGUUUUGAGAAGGAGUUGAGGGACAGGGGCGACAGAAGUAGCAGGGGGAAUGACCAGAGGUGCAUAGGGGCUUGUCGACCUGGUGGACCCUGCAACUGCCCAGCUCCAAGCUUCCUCAGCCCCAAGGAUCUGGGUCUUAGUCCAGAUUCAGGGAUAGAAUGGGACAGGUGGGCGUCGAGCACUCCAGCCGAAUGAGACGGGCCAGGGGGGACCCAAUACAAAUUUUAGGUCCCUCCUUAGUACGCCAUAGUAAAAGAAA